CAAUCAUUUGGAGACAAAUUCUAUGCAUGCCCGAAAUUACGCAAUUUACCCACUGGAGAGUAUGUAUCGGAUUGUUCGUUCUUUUAGUGGCUACAUGACAAACGUGAAAAGACUAAGGACACUGCCACCAUGAGUAGCAAUGAGACUGCCAAGGAGUUUCAAGGCCUUAUCAUGAACUUACAAAGAGAAGUAAUAGAUGCCAACGUUCGUGAAAGAGAGGUACUGUCCAAGAAUGCAACAUUGGAGUCAAGAAUCAGCAAAUACAAGAAACGAGAAGUGUUUUUGCAUAUUUGUAUUCUCUUGUUGGUAGCAAUACUGUUGUACCAAAAUCUUGUUAAUUGAAUGUUCGAUGUAUUGAACUAGAUGUUACUAUGGAUGUAAAAUGCACGUAGGAUGUACUAUGCACGAUGGUUGUAGUGUGGAGUUAUUUUCUCAGUUUUAAUAAGGGUAAAAAAAGAAGAAGACAGCUUUUAAUUUGGACAUGGGUAUUUGUUUGGGGAAACCAGCAAAGCUUGCCCAUGUUUCUUCUACCCAAUUGUUUUCUGAAACUAAGAAUAACAAUGCUCCAAAUGAAGCUGAUGAGAAAAGCGGAUCAACACCAUUCCCAGAAUCGAGUGGUAACCACAAGCACCUAAAGCCCUUUGCCUUCAAUGAUCUGAGAACCGCCACUAGGAAUUUCCGGUCGGACAGUCUUCUGGGAGAGGGCGGUUUCGGGUACGUCUUCAAAGGAUGGAUUGAUGAGCACACAUUCGCUCCCUGUCGGCCCGGAACCGGCAUGGUUGUGGCUGUAAAGAAACUCAAGCUAGAAAGCCCCCAGGGUCAUAGAGAAUGGGUUUCAGAGGUUAACUACUUGAGCCAGCUUCACCAUGAAAAUCUUGUGAGGCUGAUCGGGUAUUGCUUGGAAUGCGAAAACCGACUUCUGGUUUACGAGUUCAUGCCGAAAGGAAGUUUGGAAAACCACCUGUUCCGGAAAGGAGGACAACUUAUCCCAUGGUCUACUAGGAUGCGCAUCGCGGUCGAUGUGGCACGGGGUCUGGCGUUCUUGCAUGGCCUCGAUGCCAAUGUGAUCUACCGUGACCUUAAGGCCUCCAAUAUUCUCCUUGAUUCGGAUUUCAACGCAAAGCUUUCCGAUUUUGGCCUUGCGAGAGACGGUCCUAGUGGAGACAAGACUCACGUCUCCACUAGGGUAGUUGGAACUCGAGGUUAUGCUGCACCCGAAUACGUUGCAACAGGUCACCUGACGCCGAAGAGCGAUGUGUACAGCUUCGGGGUGGUUCUUCUAGAGCUGCUAUCGGGAAGGCGAGCGUCGGGCGAUGAGAGUCUAGGGGGCGGCGAAGAAACAUUGUUGGUGGACUGGGCAAGACCGUCGCUAUGCGAGGGCCGGAGAGUUGUGAGAAUAAUGGACACGAGGUUGGGCGGUCAGUACUCGAAGAAAGGCGCUCAGGCUGUCGCCGCGCUUUCCUUUUCGUGCCUCCAUAGCGACCCCAGAGCGAGGCCUUCCAUAAAAGAGGUUCUCGAUGCACUGGAACAACUCCCCCUGCCCCCAACCAGGCCAACACCAUCUAAGGCAAGAAGAGUCAUUAACUAGAGCUGGACAUAUUGAUGGUUAGAAGUAAAUGGCAUGUACAAAU
Cuscuta campestris is the source of this 1631-nucleotide messenger RNA. NCBI's taxonomy places the organism in Eukaryota, Viridiplantae, Streptophyta, Magnoliopsida, Solanales, Convolvulaceae. The record is from the annotation of a GenBank genome assembly.